Molecule: messenger RNA, 995 nt
Organism: Astrephomene gubernaculifera
Lineage: Eukaryota; Viridiplantae; Chlorophyta; Chlorophyceae; Chlamydomonadales; Astrephomenaceae
Source: the annotation of a GenBank genome assembly
GCCUUCAUAAGCUAGCUUGUUCCCAUGCCUUUUGCCAUUCACUAAAAGUCUUUCAGGUGCCUUUCCUGCGUUAACUAGCCGGUGGGCCAUAACAAUCGGUCUCCAACCAUGUCGUUGAGCAGGUACCAGCACCCCAUCGGUAACAUUGUGGACGCUGAGAAUGUCGACCCGCUUAGCGGGCUGCUAAGCACGCUACGGUCUUCAAGCAGUGGAGCUGGAGCUGCCGGCAAGCAUACAAUCGUUGAAUUGGGAAGGACGCCCUUCUCUGACGUCACUGGUAGAUACCAGCAAACAUCUGGUGAAGGGAUUGCCCAAGCCGGCCCACGGCCGGUUCCUCAGGCGUCCACCUCGCUGUUUUCCUCAUCAAUGACCGGCACGUGGCUGCAAGGCGCUCCGAAUGUCAGCACUGGCAGCUUGCGCCUCAUGCGGUAGCCAACUGGCAACCCUUCCCGUAGUUACGAGGGUUACGAGGGUCAACUUGCCCGGCAGCACUCCGGCAUUUUGACAGCAACUUCAACUUUGCUACUCUUCUACUCAAGUACCCAAGAGAGAUGCAAGGGUUGUAUAACCCGGUGCAAACUGAUAUGGUUUCUGCCGGCUUUCUCGUAUGACCUGUUCUUGCAUUUAGCUGCUGGCUAAGCAGUAUAGUUGUUCUACCGCAAUGCGUCCGUCUCCCCGGUGUGUAGGGGUUUUUUCUUUAGGUAGACAUUGUGUGUGAUUGAAUCGCCUUUAGACCCCAUGACGGCCCUGGACAGUCCUGUAGGACACGUGUCACGACCCGCUGCCAGUUACUUGCAGCCAUUACAAGUCACUGUGACCACUGUCUGUCCGUGAGACAAUGGAUACUAUAACUUAUCCAUGCGUGAUCCAAGCCCAUAUUGUUUCGUGAUCCAAGCUUUUCGGUUGAGAGGAAAUGUCAUAUAAACCCAGUAUUCGCUGGAAAAUACCCGGGCGGUCCGGGCCUUCUUCCUGCACAAUGUAACGACAGCGAAUUG